Molecule: messenger RNA, 1994 nt
Organism: Mytilinidion resinicola
Lineage: Eukaryota; Fungi; Ascomycota; Dothideomycetes; Mytilinidiales; Mytilinidiaceae
Product: glycerol uptake protein 1
Exons: 4
Coding region: 66-1994 (642 amino acids)
Biological process (GO): GPI anchor biosynthetic process
Cellular component (GO): endoplasmic reticulum
Source: RefSeq, a predicted model, not a curated record
CUUCUCCACAACACUUCUUGACGCUUUGUUUGGGCUACUGACAUGUCCAGAGGACGCACGAAAUCAUGACUUUGCUUCAAUUUCUGCGGCAGCUUUAUUCCCUCGACACGCUCGACACCCGCUUCAUAAUAUCAGCCACUGCUCCCCCCAAGGAGGCACUUAAGGAAGCUCGCUUUGACCCAGCACAGUCUUCGCCGGGAGAGAAUGGUCGCAGUCAGACGAAAGUAGGAAGCAGUAGUGCACAGAAGAUAGCAGAGAACGCCCGCCCUUCACAAUGGCGGACCCCCGAGUUCUAUAUUUACUAUGUUAUAUUCAUUCUCGUCGUCCCUAUGAUGUUUAAGGUUGUAUGCGAUGUCUCGAAAGAAUCCCAUCCGAAUUAUCCUAAAUUCGCCAAUUUACUCUCGGAUGGCUGGAUCCCCGGCCGGAAAGUCGAUGACUCCGAUGCCCAGUAUGCUGGCUUUCGACAGAAUCUGCCGUAUCUAUUCGUUGUCGUCCUUCUGCAUCCGCUCCUUCGUAAGGCCUACAACUACCUCACAAUGUCAAACAUAUACACGCAGGUGUCGAGCAGCCCACUGACCAUGGGACUGUCUCCAUCUGCCGCUGCAGAUGCCCGACUAGAGCAGAGAAUAUCGUUUGACUUUGCCUUUGCUGCCGUUUUCAUCACUGCUCUCCACGAAUUUUCCGCGUUGAAGAUCCUCUUGAUACUGUAUCUCAAUUACAGUAUUGCUCUGAAGUUGCCGAAACGGUACAUCCCUGCAGCGACCUGGAUAUUCAACAUUACCGUUCUCUUCGCCAAUGAAUCUUUCCGGGGUUAUUCGGUUGCUGCAAUAUGGGCGUUUGUGCUUCCUCAGUCUCCUUCGGCAGAUGGCAAGCUACCUUCCACCAACUGGGGGCAGUGGGUCGAUAGCCAUGGAGGAUUGAUAUCUAGAUGGGAGGUUCUCUUCAACAUCACAGUCCUACGCUUGAUAAGCUUCAACAUGGACUACUACUGGAGCUUGAAUCUUCGGGGCGGCAGUCCCGUCGAGAAGAAGCAACUCGACCCCUCGAAUCUUUCGGAGAGAGACCGCGUGUCUGUCCCAGCAAAGCCAGCCGACUUCUCCUUCCGGAACUACUUCGCAUACAUACUGUACUCACCACUCUACCUUACUGGUCCGAUCCUUACCUUCAACGAUUAUAUCUCCCAACAGCGCUAUCGUCCCCACAGCAUCAAUGCCACCCGUACAACCAUGUAUGCGAUACGGUUCGUUGUCGCGCUCUUGACCAUGGAAAUCAUGAUCCACUACAUGUAUAUGGUCGCCAUCUUUAAAGCACAGCCGGCCUGGGAGAUCUACACCCCCUUCCAACUCAGCAUGCUGGGGUACUUCAACUUGAACCACAUCUGGCUGAAACUUCUUCUUCCCUGGCGGUUCUUCCGCCUGUGGGCUCUCCUCGAUGGCGUCGAUCCUCCGGAGAACAUGGUCCGAUGCAUGAGCGACAACUACUCCGCCGCUAUGUUUUGGCGCAAUUGGCACCGUAGCUUCAACCGUUGGAUUGUCCGGUAUAUCUAUAUCCCCAUCGGCGGCAGCGGCACCACAGGUCUAUGGGGCAAAGCGCGCAACAUCGGUAAUUUCCUCGCCGUCUUCACAUUCGUCGCGCUGUGGCACGAUAUCCAGCUGCGACUGCUGAUGUGGGGAUGGCUGAUAACGCUGUUUAUCCUUCCUGAAGUCAUUGCUACGCUGCUCUUCCCGGCACGCAAAUGGCGGAGUCAGCCGAAUGCGUACCGUGUCAUCUGCGGUGUUGGCGCUGUGGGGAACAUCCUCAUGAUGAUGGUCGCCAAUUUGGUAGGGUUUGCGCUGGGAAUCGAUGGGCUGAAGGGAUUGAUCAAUGGGAUCGUGGGGAGCUAUUCGGGGUUGGGGUUCCUUGCUGCAGCGUGCGCGGCGCUGUUCGUUGGUGCGCAGGUCAUGUUUGAGGUUCGGGAGCAGGAGAUGAGAGACGGGAUAAGGAUGAAGUGCUGA